UGACACAAACAGGAACUAGACACGGUGUGGCGGAACUAGUGGGGAGCAGUAAUGCAGUUGUAUUGUUUGUCGUUUUUUUAAUACUUUACAAUCUGAAAAUGGAAACAGAAGAGGAUACGACAGAAAUAAAAACUAAACCCACUCUUGAACACCAGGGUGUUGAUUUCCUGCAACAGACAGUGGGAGCCCUGGUUUCGGACUACGGCUGGUACAUCCUGUUCGGCGGUGUUGCCGUUUACUUGGUUAUCCAGCACCUGAGCAAACGAAGAGGAAGUCAGGAGAGCAGUGACCCUAGGGACGUUCCAGAUCCAUCUACAGUUGUGAGGCGUCAAGAAGCAUUAGACGCGUCUCGCCGGCGAAUGCAGGAGGAAUUAGAUGCUAAAGCUGAGCAAUACAAAGAAAAACAAAAGCAACUUGAAGAGGAAAAGAGAAGGCAGAAGAUAGAGAUGUGGGAAAGCAUGCAGGAGGGAAAGAGUUACAAAGGGAAUACAAAACUAAGUCAGCAGCAAAGCACAGAGGAGUCCAGCUCAACGUCCGUCUUAAAACCCAAGUCUGGAAAGAAACCACUGCGCAGUGGGUUUAAUCCCCUGUCUGGAGAGGGUGGAGGAGCUUGUUCAUAUAGACCUGGUCGUAGAGGUCCCUCUAGUGGCGGAUGAGGGUAAAUCACGUCAGUGUUGCACUGCUGCAGUGAACCCUGACGUACUGCUUCAAGAACACACACAGACACACUGUGACUAAUGCUGGCUAAUCUCAGAAGAUCCAAGACUAAUUUAAGGGUGUUAGAUUGUUAAACAGUUAAACUUUGGAAGAUUUUUUUUUUUAUUUAAUGUUUAAAAUAUUUGGGAUGUUUGUAACCAAACAGAAAACCCAUCUUCAGAAGCCUCCCAAUACAUGUUAUACUUCUGCUCUACACAAACAGGCUGACAUCUGUAUUUGACAGGCUUGUUGAUAAUACCUAAAUGGUUUCAAAGGUUUAUUAUUAACACCCCUAGUCAAAAAUCACAAUUGCUCAGAAAUCAGAUGAUGCUGUAGACCGUGGAAGCUCAUAGGUGCACAAAGCUUCCGCUGUUACAAAGUGUUUUGAGGCUUGUGACCUGCCAGCUGCACUGAAUUAAGUUCAUGGGAGGUCUCUGCAAAAACAGAUGAGAGAUUCAGAAAUUAAUUCCCAAACAUGCAGCAAGACACUUAGAUUGUUUUGUUUUCUUACCAUUUUGAGAACAGUUCCUCUUCAUAUAGAUUCUUUCCAAUUAAUGCAAAAUACUUUUGGAAAGGGGAGACUAACCUUAUCCAAAGAGAAGUAAUGUAUUUACACUUGACUUAAGACUACUGCUUUUUAAACACAUGGUUGUUUAAAAAGUAAGUUUCCCACAUCAAUGGUAUGGCGUGUUGGUGUGGUAAACUUACUUUCUAAUCGCCCUGAAUGUUUCUAAAUGUGUUGCCGCUGUUGAGACACAGGUUCUGAUCUCUCCGAUGUUUAUUUGAUCAAUUCCUUCGAUGAGUAGGACUGCUGAUUUCCUGAGAUUGCCCGCUUCCAAUGAUGUCUUCCUUGUAAAUGACAAACCAGUCAGCGGGGAGGACUGAUAUAGUUCACAAGGUCAUGUGUGUUUCUUGUUUUUUUCCAUAGUGAUGCACCCUGUAAUAUCUAAUGGGUGGUCAUUUUGCCUUGUGUGGAUCCAUGCUUUCCACAUCUUCUAAUCUAUGUAGUGUGAGGUCUUGGUCUAGGUUGCCAUAAUGUUAUCCAAAUACAGUCAAACGCAAUAUGAUCAACACAUUUACAGAAAUGCUUCUGAUUUCAACUGGCAUAUAUAUAUCCAAUUUGAAAGCGUGCACAUGUAUUUGUCCAAUACUGUAUUUAAUGUUAGUAGUGCUGGCCUAUACGCCAUGCUUCCAUUGUAGAUUUACCAGUCAACAAGGCUGAUCUGCUGUUCGAUAAGAAGUCCACUCGUCUCUAUUAGAACGUCUCCGGGAUUAAGAGACUUUAUCAUAUCGGAAUUUCAAAGAAUGUCUUUGGUAUGGAAUGCCAAUCACAUAUGAAUUUAAUGAUCCUGUUUAUACCAACGUAAUUCAUGUCGAGUUAGAAAGUAUGGUUCAUUUUUAUUAUAGAAAACCUUUACCAUUUUCAAUCAGAAUCCAUUUUUUCAUUAAACGAAGCUUUAGAACACUGUAAAUAUACAAUUCUAGUGCCAUUUUAGUGCUGACUGUGUUGCAUUAUGUAAAAAAAUGCCAUUUGUACUAGCUCUUUAUUAAUAAAAAGUGCAGUAGUUGUA
This is a messenger RNA of Acipenser ruthenus (sterlet), 2267 nucleotides long. RefSeq names its product selenoprotein S-like. NCBI's taxonomy places the organism in Eukaryota, Metazoa, Chordata, Actinopteri, Acipenseriformes, Acipenseridae. The record is from RefSeq and is a predicted model, not a curated record. Gene Ontology annotation, biological process: retrograde protein transport, ER to cytosol; endoplasmic reticulum unfolded protein response. The coding region runs from base 99 to 656 and encodes 185 amino acids. Gene Ontology annotation, cellular component: endoplasmic reticulum membrane; Derlin-1 retrotranslocation complex; Derlin-1-VIMP complex. The transcript is spliced from 6 exons.